AUGAUGCCGGCUCCCCACGUGUACGGCCACCACCAAUUCAACCCCCAAGCCGACUCGGCGGCGUGGAUGCACCAGCAGUCAAAUCAGCACCAUCAUGCCCAGCAAGCUGCAGCUGCUGCCGCCUCCGCUGUUCAGCAGCAGCAGCAGCAACAUUACAACAGACUCGCCGGCGCCCACUCGGCUGUUCCUUCCCUUGGCAACGCCCAUGCCCAAGAUGGUGGCCACGACAACAUAUCUGAGGACAACCGGAGGACCAUGUCCUAUAUUGCCGACUUGUUGAACGAGAGCACUCGCGAGACUGCCCUGCUGGAGCUGAGCAAGAAGCGGGAGCAGGUUCCAGAGCUAGCCCUGAUUCUCUGGCACUCAUUUGGAGUCAUGACCUCGCUAUUGCAGGAGAUCAUCUCUGUCUACACUCUGCUGAACCCCUCGCAACUCACAGCCGCGGCUUCCAACCGCGUAUGCAAUGCGCUGGCGCUCCUCCAGUGUGUUGCCUCUCACAACGACACGCGCACGUUGUUCCUAAACGCCCAUAUUCCCUUGUUCCUCUACCCGUUCCUUAAUACGACAUCGAAAUCGAGGCCAUUUGAAUACCUACGACUGACUUCCUUGGGCGUUAUCGGCGCUCUUGUGAAGAACGACUCCUCAGAGGUCAUCAACUUCCUCCUGACCACUGAGAUCAUCCCGCUCUGCCUGCGCAUCAUGGAGACAGGUUCGGAGCUUAGCAAAACUGUGGCCAUUUUCAUUGUGCAGAAGAUAUUGCUCGACGACAACGGCCUGAACUACAUAUGCGCCACAUACGAACGAUUUUAUGCGGUCGGAACUGUUUUGAGCAACAUGGUCGCUCAGCUCGUGGAACAGCAAACCGCUCGGCUUCUUAAACACGUUGUGCGAUGUUUCCUUCGGUUAGUACCCCCAACUCCAUCGUGA
Colletotrichum karsti is the source of this 927-nucleotide messenger RNA. RefSeq names its product cell differentiation family protein. The transcript is spliced from 3 exons. Gene Ontology annotation, biological process: negative regulation of translation; mRNA catabolic process. Gene Ontology annotation, cellular component: CCR4-NOT core complex; P-body; CCR4-NOT complex. Lineage: Eukaryota; Fungi; Ascomycota; Sordariomycetes; Glomerellales; Glomerellaceae. The record is from RefSeq and is a predicted model, not a curated record. The coding region runs from base 1 to 927 and encodes 308 amino acids.